AAACUUGUCAGUAUUAAAAACAAUAUUGUGUCUGCUACUUAAAUUAUUAUUGAUAAAAAUAACAUUUUUUAAACAAUGAAAAAUUUUACAAUUUUUCUUGGUGUACUGCUUCUUGCAGUGGCAGGAGUGAAUUGUCAAAUGGAUGAUAUGCCUGAAAGCAUGAAAGCUGUUAUGGACAGUUGUUUAAACAAAUUCGACGUCUCUAAAGAUGAAUACAUAACGGCUGUUAAAAAUAAUGAUUACAGUAUAAAUGCAAAAAAUCGUUGUCUGCGAGAAUGUUUCAUGUCAGAAAGUGGAGUAAUGAAAGAUGGAGAAAUUAAAGUCGACAAACUUAAGGAAUUAAUGGUUGGUUAUAAUCCAAGUGUAACUGAAGCUGAUAUUGAAAGUACUCACGUUAAAUGUCUAGCGCAAGCUCAACAAAAGACAGAAAAAUGCGAUUUUGCAAAUGAAUAUGGAAAAUGCGCCGAUUCAGUCUUCAUGAAAGCAUAAUGCUUUAUAUUUAUACAAUAUAAUCUAAAAUAAAAACAUUUUUUCAAUGAAUUUUCCAAAAUUGAAAGAAUUUGAAAGAGAAAAGUAAUAAAAAUACAAUUGUAAUCCUUAUCUACUGUUGAUGUAAAAUUAUAUUGUUGACAAAUAAAAGGAAAGAAAAAACAAA
Leptopilina heterotoma is the source of this 655-nucleotide messenger RNA. RefSeq lists its product as uncharacterized. Gene Ontology annotation, biological process: sensory perception of smell. The record is from RefSeq and is a predicted model, not a curated record. Gene Ontology annotation, molecular function: odorant binding. The transcript has 5 exons. NCBI's taxonomy places the organism in Eukaryota, Metazoa, Arthropoda, Insecta, Hymenoptera, Figitidae. The coding region runs from base 76 to 489 and encodes 137 amino acids.